This is a messenger RNA of Microthlaspi erraticum, 573 nucleotides long. The record is from the annotation of a GenBank genome assembly. NCBI's taxonomy places the organism in Eukaryota, Viridiplantae, Streptophyta, Magnoliopsida, Brassicales, Brassicaceae.
AUGGCCGAUCAGAUCCGUGCCUUGCAGGACAAGAUGAGCUGUACUGCCUCAGCUUCAGGAGGUGUCCAGAGGACCGCAGUCGGUCCACGCCAGGCGAUCCCCUCUGAGGACGACGACGAGCCCGACCACGACACCACCGGCGGACGACCACUGCCUCCUGAGCCACCACGACACUCUUCCUUCGAGCCGCGACAGCAGCGGAAGAGGCGCUUUGGAGAGCCGCAGCAGCGAGACCAUCAGGCGCAGAGCUGGCAGACUUGCCAUUCAGGCGAUGCAGCUCCACUUCGAGGCCGACAGCGCCGACAGAUCACACACCGCCGACGAGAGCUCCGCCGGACCAGUACGUGCCUUACACCACGAGCGAGCUGCGCCUACCACCGUCCCCACUUACACGCAGGAGAGCAUGCAGGAGGAUCUCGACGACUUCAUCUACGGACGCCGCUGAUGCUCUCUCCUGACGCACUCGACCGACCACCACCACUGUAUCAUUCCAUUUUCCCUUUUCUUUUUCUUUUAUUGAGUCUGUUUAACUCUCUCCUUGGUUUCUUUUCACACCGGGUCGGUGUGAAGUAA